This is a messenger RNA of Solea senegalensis (Senegalese sole), 2953 nucleotides long. Its product is annotated as transmembrane protein 26-like. The record is from RefSeq and is a predicted model, not a curated record. The transcript is spliced from 6 exons. The coding region runs from base 141 to 1103 and encodes 320 amino acids. Lineage: Eukaryota; Metazoa; Chordata; Actinopteri; Pleuronectiformes; Soleidae.
GCAACAUGCAACAGUGAGUGCACUGUCUACACCUCUGUGGCUGUGGCUGUGCAGCACACAGCGGCUGUUUGUCUGCGAGCUGAACUGGAAUAAGUGCAAAACUUUGCUCCACUUGUGCGUCUGUCGCGUCAGCCGCGACUAUGGCGCUGUUCAAGUUCUCCUGUGCGAUCAUCACCAGAGCGUUAUUCAUCAUCGUGUCCCUGGCCGGCGUGUGGAGGGUGACAGUGGUUAAGGAAGACCUCCACUACUGGCUCCUGACGUUUCUCUUUCUGCCGCUUGUCCUUGAAAUGAUAAUAACACUGAAGAGGCGGAAAGGAGAGGAUUAUAAAUGGUUCUCCCCUCCCAUAUUUCUGUUUCUUAUCAGUAUCAUUCCCUCCGUCUGGCUGCUGGAGCUCCACCACCAAGAGAACAAAGCCAGUGAGACUGAGUGCAAAAAACUUGACUCGUUGGAAAAUGUGCGCAGCACUUUUGUGAUCAACGAGACCUUUGGAAACUCCUCAAACUACUUGAAGGCGUUAUCGGACGUCUGCUCCCAUGACUGGAUCCUGGCUCUGCAUCAGAUUCUCCUUAUCCUCCUCAUCGUCGGGAAAUGGUUACUCCCCCUGGGGGGCGGAGUCACGCGUGACGAACUCUCUCAGCUUCUCCUGAUUUUCAUCGGCACAGCGGCAGACAUCCUCGAAUUUACUAGUGAGACGCUGUCAGAUGUCAAGGAGAAAACUCCUCACAUGGUCUACAUUAUCUUGGGUGUAUGGACGUGGAGUAUGCUGCAGUUCCCGUUACAUCUGGCCGUGGUGACCUCCAAGCCAGGAAGUGAGGCUGAGCUGGGCAACCAGGAGGCUUCUCUCAUGACUAAACAUAGCACGGACAUGUGGCACAUCAUUGAGGCCCUGUUCAUCCAGGACGGGCCCUUUCUUGUGGUCCGGCUUGUCGUCAUGACCUACUCCAAAGUCUUCCACCAGAUGCUGGGAUUCUUCACCAUCAAGAACUUCCUGGUGGUCAUACUGAGCUUGUACAGGCUGGCGAUCAUAUGCCAGUCCUCUAGAUCCUACAGCAGCAGGGACAUGGCUAUGUCUCAGCAUUUUACAGCUGUUACUUGUGAAUAAUUAAUGCUGUUGGUAGAAGAAAAAUUUUUUUUUUUUUUACACAAGCAAAUGGAUAAAGUUGUCAAGUUCAAAUUCCAUCUGAUUUAUUUUGAAGGUAAUAACUUCCUUCAUUUAAGUCCCUCUGAAAAUCAGGCCAACACAAGAACUAAGAAAGUGCAAACCUCCCCCAAGGCCACUCCGUUUCCCAUUGUGCGAAUAUGUUCUCGUAUCUCGCAAGGUUAACAAUUGUUAAUGAGCACUUCAUUGUUUUUAAUGAACAGUCAUUACAUAACCAGUGGAGUCACACGCUGCAUUGUGUUGCACAAAAGAAGCCAGGGCUGGACCACAAACUCUUAAUUUCUGACACAAAUUACAUAAAAAAAACACUAGUCAGACAUAAUCAAGCUUCUCUUUGCCCGGUGUAUCGCAGCAGAAAGGGUGACAUGACAAUGGAAUAUAAAACAUUCCCUAGUCAGACACAUGUGGAGCCCCUAAACCAGGCAUGUCCAAAAUUUGUACUAGGAAAGAAGGUUGGCCCCUUGGUCACGUGUCAUCCCCGUUACCUCAGCAGCCGUGACAGACAGAUGUAGAUCAAAAUUAUAAUUGGCAUUGUUACACUUUCUGUAUCGGGUUCAACAGAAUUACUUAUGUGACAUUCGUGCAGUGGGCAAGACAAGACAGGAAAAGGAGCAUAACAAGAAAGACAUGAUAACAUUUAAGAAAAAAAAAGCACAUAACUCAGCCUGCCAGCACAAUGCAGUGCAUCAACGUCGUAUCAGAGCACAAAUAUCUGCUUAUCAAGCCAGCACCUCCAGUAACUGGAGACAUUUGGGUUGGACAGUGUGAUGCAGAGGCCGCUAUGUUGAGCAGAAGUGAGGCCAGCGAGAGCAGCAGCUGUUGACAGAUGCUGAGAUUGGAGAUUACGUUUUCCUGGUCUUAACCUAGACAGGAAGCUGAAACUGACUGUGAAAACUUCCUUUACUGUGCCAGUUGGCUGCUGGAUUAAAGCACAACAUCAACACUUGAUAAGUAUUCUGUUUCAGUAAAGCAGAGAUUGAAUUAUUAUUAUUAUUAUUUUUUAAACGUGUUAUUAGGAGCACAUUUUGAAAAACAUCGUCUUUCCCAUCUUAAAUGUUUUUGUAUCUCUUGGAUUAUUGUGCUUUUAAAAAAUAAGACACUUACUUAUUGUUACUCUUGGCCAAGUAGCCUGACGGCAGUUAUAGUUCGCUUUUGCCCUCAAGGUAAACAACUCGGUCUAAGUUAAGAGUUGGGUACAUUUAAAAACCAUGGGUUAUCAUCAGCUUUAUAAUGCUUAAGAAUCAGUAUUAUAACUUCCUGGUUCAUGUGAAGACAAACAUGUAUUUCUAUUGCAUUUGUUGUAUUAUCACAUUUUUGUACAUCCCCACAAUUUCUCUCUAGCACAUAAUCACUCUGAAUGGCACAGCACUGUUUCUGAUUGGAAAUGAUACAGCCAAUGCCACGGCUGAUAAAUAACCGCGGUGCUGCCUUUUCCAAGGCAUUUCACACCAUAAAUCAUUCAUUGCAUUCACUUACAUUAAGUCAUGUAUAUUCACUUUCAAGCGCUUGCCCUUGGAUGUUGAAUUGCCUCUGUGAUCUGCCUCCACCAGGAAGUCAAUUUAGAGACACACUCACUUAUUGUUCCACUGAUAAAUAAUGAUGUAGCACAAGGUCCAUGUAUACUGUAGACUCCAGUCCAUUUUACUAUACUUAAUAAAUAACUGGCAAUGCAUGUACGCUCGGGAAACAGUAUUAUAUUGUGCUACAGACUCUGCUGAGCUGACUGUAAUGUUUACUGCAAUUUAAACUUGCACAUAAAACUACAACAGAAAACAAACCAUUCACAUUCAAAA